Molecule: messenger RNA, 1835 nt
Organism: Saccostrea cuccullata (small rock oyster)
Lineage: Eukaryota; Metazoa; Mollusca; Bivalvia; Ostreida; Ostreidae
Product: MAM and LDL-receptor class A domain-containing protein 2-like
Exons: 8
Coding region: 142-1815 (557 amino acids)
Cellular component (GO): membrane
Source: RefSeq, a predicted model, not a curated record
CAGGCCACUUAGUUUGUUGAAUUCCAUUGUAACAGUUUAUGUCCACGAUUUAUGUCGCCCGUCUAUCUCCUAAUCACCCCUAAUUGGAGUUUAGCGCCUGACUGAUCCAAAUGUCAUUUUAAUACGUUUCAGAAACAAGAAAUGUACAUGCGAUUUAUUGUUACAAUUAUUAUUUUUACAGGAAUUAGUCCAUUAUUAGUGCUUGGAGAUUGUAAUUUGAUUGAAAUUCCGAAUGGAAGAUCCAGUUUCCGAAUGAAAGGGCGAGCAAUAUCGUUUACUUGUAAUGAUGGAUUUGUUCUGUACGGGGAAUCUUACGACACCUGUAGGAACGGUUUCUGGAGCAGACCCCCACCAAGGUGUGUGGCUCCUGGAUGUCCAUUGAUACAGAAUAUAACAAAUGGUGACGUCAUCAGAUCCCACACUGGGUCUGUGAUUGAGGUCACGUGUCACAAUGGGAUGACCAUACAAGGAGAGGCUCUUCUAACUUGUGAUGGACGAAACUGGAGCUCAUCCAUUCCAAAAUGUCUAGAACCUUCUGAAGUUGAUAGUUGUGACUUUGAAUCUAGUCAAUUUUGUGGGUGGAGUCAGGACCAAACGGAUGAUUUUGAUUGGACACAUCACAGCGGGCAGACAUCAACAGGAAGAACCGGUCCAAACACUGAUCACACCCUAGGACCCAAUUAUACGACUGGUCAUUAUAUUUAUAUGGAGGCUUCCACCCCUAGACAUCCAGGUGACGUGGCCCGUUUAUUAUCUCCAUGGUAUCCCAGUGACCGUAGCAACCGAUGCUUUAGAUUUUGGUACCAUAUGAACGGUCCUAAUCAACUAAAUGCUGUGGGAACAUUAAAGGUUUUGCUUCGGACUGGAAGCGGAAAAAAAUUUAGCGAAAAGAUUUUAUUUACAAUGUCCGGAAAUCAAGGAGAGGACUGGAAAUGUGGACAUUUCAAAAUUCCGAUUUGUUCAGAAAGGUUUCAGAUUGUGUUGGAAGCAAUACGACAGGACAGUUAUGCCAGUGAUAUUGCAGUAGAUGACUGGCUCAUGCUUCCUUGCAAACCGCCGGAUCUGUCUCUUCCUGAUCCAGCUGCACAGUCAGCAAGACAAUCAACAAUCAGUGAAGGAAUAUCAUCGGUUUCAUCACGUGAUACCACAGAAGGCGUAGACAUCUCAACAGGGAUGUUUACAACGCCAUCUACCGUCAAGAAUACGACAGAAACGUUCACUAAAGAUGACACACCCACUAUUAUGACUACUGCAGAAAACAGCGUUAAUAUCACGAUUACUUAUGAUUCAUCAACCACUUCAGAGCAAUCUUACCACACAGAGUUAUAUAAAACUCCAGAAGACAAUUAUACAUCGUCAACAAGUUUGAGCGCACUUAGUGAUCAUUCCAGUACAGAAAUUCUCAGUAGGAAGUCAUCAUUUGCCAGCAGGAGCAUCGCCACCACAGCACCGGAAGCCCCUUCGUCCAGUUCCACGAACAAGUUAACAAAACCCCCAGAAAUAUCACAGACAGACAGAUACUCAAAUUUUACAAAUAACGAAUCAAAUACCAACACUUUCUCAAAGGAACCAUCUUCUACAACUCGGAGAUCAUUGCUACAUAAUUCAACUCAUAAAAAUCACCAUCUCAUUGUGUUUACAGCCGAAGCCAUUGUGAAUAUGUGUAUAGGACUGGUUGUUCUUUGCCUGUUUACAGUGAUACUUGUUAUAAUGGAGUGUAUCUGCAGGAGGCAGCAAAAAAUCUACAAUGACAAAUACCAAGAACUCAAGCUGUUUGUAGAAACACAUUAUAGAACUAAAUAUAUUACAGUGUAAGUCUGCAUUUAUAUAUAUAA